Messenger RNA from Phlebotomus argentipes, 1835 nucleotides. RefSeq names its product suppressor of lurcher protein 1 (gene Sol1). Gene Ontology annotation, cellular component: plasma membrane. The record is from RefSeq and is a predicted model, not a curated record. The transcript is spliced from 6 exons. The coding region runs from base 114 to 1835 and encodes 573 amino acids. Lineage: Eukaryota; Metazoa; Arthropoda; Insecta; Diptera; Psychodidae.
GAAUUUAUCCGCACUUGAAGAACACCAUCAUAACUGACACCACACCAUUUGAGAAUGUAAUUUGCGCCGCCAACGCAUCAAUCUUCUUCAACAAUAACAUCACGACAAACAUAAUGCAUAGCUCGAAGAUCGUGGAUGCUAAGAAGAAGCCAAAACUAGUGGAUGGAAACAUCUUCCACAUUCUUCUGAUGAAGAAAGCCAUCUUCAGUUCUGAUUCUGUUAUGGCAAUUCAGAUAUUUCAUCACAAUAUCACCACAUUUUCCAGCGAAAGUUUCUCAAUUUCAGGAAAAUUUAGAUACAUCAGUAAAGAUCUUUAUCGCACAACCGGAAAUCUUCUGUCCACAACGUACUGUGAUUACCAGUUUUUGCCACAUUCUGCAACUUUUGCGAGAGAGAACAAAUAUGAAAAUGCAAUGUUCAGAAACUUUUACUCACCAAGAUUCCCAGCGAAAUAUCCUAGUCACGUAAAAUGUGUAUAUAAAUUCAUAGGACGCCCUCAAAAUAGAGUUGAAAUCAUCUUCGAUGGAAUCGUUCUUCAGAAAGACAAUCGAAGCUGCAUAAAUCAUCUGGAUAAAAUAACAGUGUAUGACAGCAAAACUCUCAAUAAAUCCACGACAAUCGACGUGUUUUGUGAAGUAAAGUGGAAUAAGAGAAUCCUGAGCACUGGCCCAUACUUACUAAUAGAAUUUGAGACAAGUUCAAACUAUUCAUCUUAUGGUUUCAGUGCAAAGUACAGGUUUAUUGAGCUUGAAGAGAAAAUCCAUGAAAAAACCAGCGUGUUAAGUAAGGAAGAAGGAAUAAUUGUGAGAAUCAAGAACAUGAAACAUCCUAUUUUUUCAGACAAGCAACAUUAUUUGAAGACAACUAUGCAACCAAUAAUUACAACAGCUGAAAAUUUCAUUACCCAUCAGCAUAAGACACUUUCCAAUGUUAAAUCGUACGGAUCCAAUUGUGAUGAAGUGCUUCAGUCAUCAGUAUCUUCACAGGGAACAAUUCAGUCCCCUUUAUAUCUAGGAUCGUACUCUAGUAAAACCCUUUGUCGCUACGAAUUUCAUGGCAGAGACCAAGAGAAGGUUCAAAUAUCUUUCAGUGAGUUCAAUUUCCCGCCAAGAAAGGGCAAAGAAUGCGAAGAAAAUGAUAUUAUUCAGAUUUAUGAGCCAAUAGCAAACCACUUCGAGCUUAUUGACACACUUUGUGGAGGAAUAAUGCCCAAACCAAUCAUGUCCAGAGGUUCUGUGAUACUGCUGGAGUUUCAGGGAACACAUCUCAGCAACAAAAACAAGGGAUUCAAAGCUGAUUACGUGUUCUUAACGAAUUUCGGCAUAGCAACAGGACAUCAGCUUCAGGACCAUUCUUGCUCCUUUGUCUACAACAGCACUGACAUGAAAAGUGGCUGGUUCAACUCUCCUAAUUUUCCGGGCUCUUAUCCAAGGAAUAUUGAGUGCUACUACUAUUUCUACGGAGCCCCAAUGGAGAAGAUCGCCAUAAGAUUCACGUACUUUGACGUAGAAGGAAUCUAUCCUUGUCACAUGGAUUCGGCCAGUGAUUAUCUAGAGUUCUCGAAUUUUGCGAGUCAAGAUCGAAAGUAUACAAGGUUUUGUGGGCAGAUAAAAGGGUUCACGAUUAAGUCUGAUGGGAACUAUUUCCGAAUUCUCUUUAAAUCGAAUGAUUUACUGGAUGGAACAGGGUUUAAAGGGUUUUAUAUUUUUGAAACUGAAAAGCCAACCACAGAAAUCAGCAUGGAAGAUGAUUCUAGAGCUUGCAGAUUAAACUUAAAUUGGAGUUUGAAGUGUUUUAUCAUUUUUUACAUUAUAAAAAUGCAAUUAAUGUUGUAG